UUUUGACAGUUCCUUGUGUGUUGUAUGUAAAUAAGUUAUUUAUUUUGUCAAAAAAACUAAUUUUUAGAAAAACUAUGGAUGUAAAGAAAAAAGCAUAUUACAAUUGUUCAGUUAAUUAUUUGGUUAGACGCCAGGCGUGGUUAGAUGCAUUAAAAAAAAAGGAGGAAGAUGGAUCACCCUGGACACCACGUCGUCAUAAUCGCAUUUGCGGCAUGCAUUUUGUUGGAGGUAAGAAAUCGGAUCAUCCUGAAAGCCCCAGUUACAACCCAACAAUUUUUAAAAACUCAUCUAGAAUAAAAACUGAUUCAAAAACUGCAGUUGAUAGAUUUCAAAGAAGGUUGAGUCGAACCCUUGUCAAAGAAAGUAUUUCUCAAAACAUAGAAGGGCUGAAGAAGAAAAAAAUGUGUUCUAGGUCUAUAUUUCCAGUCAAUGAAACAAUUGAAAACAUGGAAAAUGCUGAAAAUGUUAAUUUGAUUGAUAUUGGAACUCAAGUUGAUUUUUCAAGUGAUGAUAAUGAUUCUGAUGGUCAAGAUACUGGAAGGAAAGGUAGUGAAUCAUUUAUAUGUAGAUAUUAUUCAAAUGAUUGUAGCAAUGUUGAAAUUCAAGUAUCUCGUCCAAAAAUUAAUAUGCAGAAGAAGAAAAAAGUUGUGAUACCAGACACAAAUGAUCAUAAAACAAACAAAUCUGGAUUUUAUGGAUAUUCUUCAAUAAGAGAGGCCUCAGAGCUUAAUGAUCUUGCAGGUGUUAAACUUGAAACCUUUCAAGUUUUAUUAAAUAUUAUGAAGAGAAAACAAGUUGAUGACAGUAUAAAAAUACCAUCAGAAGAUCAGCUGUUCAUUUUCCUAAUGAAAAUGAGAUGUGGACUCACGUUUACUGCUAUGGGUGUAUUACUUAACCUUCAUAGAACAACAAUAUCAAAGGUUUUUUAUGAUACUCUAAUGUACUUAGCCGGUGCAUGCGAGAAGUUUAUAAUUUGGCCAUCAAAGGAAACAGUACAGGCAACUAUGCCCAUUGCAUUUAAAAACUCAUACAAAGAUUGUAGAGCUAUUAUUGAUUGUACUGAAUUUUAUGUAGGACAAUCUAAGAUUGAACACCAAGUUAAAUUUUAUUCAAAUGACAAAAAAAGAUUUAGGAUAAAAAUUCUUGUUUGUUGUACACCAUCAGGAUACAUUUCAUAUGUUUCACAUUGUUAUGGUGCUAGAGCAACGAAUUGCCAAAUAGCAAGUAUAUGUGGUUUUCUAGAUCUACUUGAACCUGGAGAUCAAGUCCUUGCAGAUAAAGAGUUUCCUCAAGUUAAAACACAACUAGUUGAAAGCGGAAGAGGAGUUUUAGUUGUAAUGCCACCAUUUCUGCAUGACACAUUCUCUGAAGAACAGGUAGAAGAAACUUAUAAAGUUGCUAGAAUUCAUAUUGAGAGAGUGAUAGAAAGAAUUCAUGCUUACAAAAUAGUUGAUAAGUUUACUAUCGAUAUGUUACCUUACUGUGAUGCAAUUAUAUUUAUGUGCUGUGUUCUAGUAAAUCUACAAUCACAAAUACUUAAAGAUAUUUAG
Molecule: messenger RNA, 1550 nt
Organism: Ctenocephalides felis (cat flea)
Lineage: Eukaryota; Metazoa; Arthropoda; Insecta; Siphonaptera; Pulicidae
Exons: 4
Coding region: 75-1550 (491 amino acids)
Source: RefSeq, a predicted model, not a curated record